This is a messenger RNA of Penicillium samsonianum, 1209 nucleotides long. RefSeq names its product bZIP transcription factor. Bases 1 to 1209 code for a protein of 402 amino acids. Gene Ontology annotation, molecular function: DNA-binding transcription factor activity. Gene Ontology annotation, biological process: regulation of DNA-templated transcription. The record is from RefSeq and is a predicted model, not a curated record. NCBI's taxonomy places the organism in Eukaryota, Fungi, Ascomycota, Eurotiomycetes, Eurotiales, Aspergillaceae. The transcript has 3 exons.
AUGCCUACAGCCCAAGUAAAACGAAGCUCUCUUGGGCGACCCCGAAAACCAGCUGAAGAUGCAAAAUCCAUACGACGCGCCCAGGUCCGCGAAGCGCAACAGGCAUACCGAGCUCGCCAACUGUCCCAGCUCUCUUCACUAAAAGCCCGCGUAGAGCAACUGGAAGAUGCAUUUGAUCACCUGAGCCAGACCAUGCACGCAUUCGAUGCCGAAGUGAUCCGGGAUGGGUCGCAGUGGUCUCGACCUCAACUUUUCCGGACAGUCCAAUUGCUGCGCGAUGAUAUAGUGUCCCAUUUAAAGCGGGCCGAUAUUCCCUUCCAAGAGCCCCCAAAGAACAAAACCCCAGAACCAUCCCAGGCUGUCAAUGAGCAACCCCCCGCGCAGGUCGCAUGCGAGGUGCCAAUGGGCAGAUUAAAAGAUCACACUACGGAGUCUGACUUCUGGAAAUUGUUUUUGGGCUCGUCCGCUGGCAUGAUUCCAUCGACUAAUACCCAGAGCCUGGACAACCAAUCCAAUGACUUGGUUGCCAUUCCUGUGACACCAUCUAUUACUGAAACACACAUCAUCGAAUAUGCAACCACACCCUUCACCCAACGGCUUUUCCGCGCUUGUGCUGAAAGUGGCCAUCGGUUUCUGUCAAAUCUCUCAUAUAAAGAUGAAGAUAUGUGGGAGUUUGGUCUAUUGCUACAAAGAAUGCCACGAGCAGAGAUCCGAGAUUUCUUCGGACGUGUCAUCAACAGGGAACCUUGCAAUCCUAUCAUCGAUGCUCGGUUCCCAUAUAUCAGCCUCGGUGGUGCAGGAACACACUUUAUACAGCCUUCCAGUGACGCCUCUUCAGAUAGCUUCGCCCUCUUCCGAAUAACAAACGGCGUGUCUCAUGUUCCUGCCGAUGAAGACUGGUUUGAUGUGCAUGAUGUCGAGAGAUACCUGCUCAACAAAGGCAUUGUUGCAGGCGAGUUUCCUUCGUCCAACCUUACGAUAUCUUAUCCGUCUAGUCCAGGCGCUGGUCAUUCAAACUUAGAGGCCCCCCACGGCGAAUUACCGGGCAGUAUGAUGAUGGUCGUCGAUGAGUAUAAAUUGAUCAACAGACUGAGCCAGCUUCCAGUCGCCCUGGGCUGUGUGGCUGGAUUUCGCCGGUCUGAUGUCGAGAGGGUUGUUUCGCACAAUGUGAGAUGGAUCUCAGUUGGGGUUACUAGCUCUUUAAUGUAG